CUAACAUGUCAUGUUUUUGUAAGUUAGGCAGGUUAGGUCACCAACUCUCGUCAAAGAGUAGUAUAUUCUUUAGUCAACAAUGACCGACAAUGUUUUUUAUAAGAACGCCGCGAAAUACUGGGCUAAUAUACCAGCAACAAUAGACGGAGUACUCGGGGGCUACGGUCACAUCUCGGACGUUGACAUCGACGGAUCAAAACUAUUUCUAAACCAGAUACUAUCGUCAGAUAAUAAUGAUCCACCGGGUAUGAAUCUGGCCUUGGACUGUGGCGCAGGUAUCGGAAGAGUGAGCAAAAACCUUUUAAUGCCUUAUUUUCAGAAGGUUGAUUUAGUGGAACAAGACGAAAAGUUCAUUAACACCGCUAAAAGAUUAAUCGGCGCUAACAAUGCUAAAUUAGGAACACUGUACCAAAUUGGACUUCAGGAUUUCAAACCGCAAAAGGAAUAUGAUGUCAUUUGGUGCCAGUGGGUACUCGGGCACUUGGACGAUUACGAUUUAAUUUCCUUUUUAGAAAGAUGUAGUACAGCUUUAGCGAAAAAUGGGGUUAUUGUCAUUAAAGAGAAUAUAGCUUCCUCUGAAGAAAUAGAAUACGACGAGGUUGAUUCGUCUGUGACGCGUCCUCAUAAAUUAAUGGAACAAAUUUUCAAAGAGGCAAAUCUUCGUGUUAUAAAGUCUGACUUACAAAAUGGUUUCCCUGAAGAAAUUUAUUCAGUUCACAUGAUCGCUCUUGUGCCUAGUAAAUAAACAAAAUAAAAUAUUUAUAUAAUAUUAUAAAA
Maniola jurtina (meadow brown) is the source of this 777-nucleotide messenger RNA. Its product is annotated as N-terminal Xaa-Pro-Lys N-methyltransferase 1-like. Gene Ontology annotation, biological process: N-terminal protein amino acid methylation. The transcript has 2 exons. Gene Ontology annotation, molecular function: N-terminal protein N-methyltransferase activity. Bases 80 to 745 code for a protein of 221 amino acids. The record is from RefSeq and is a predicted model, not a curated record. NCBI's taxonomy places the organism in Eukaryota, Metazoa, Arthropoda, Insecta, Lepidoptera, Nymphalidae. Gene Ontology annotation, cellular component: cytoplasm.